GAUUUUUCCAGGACAGAAAAAAGUUGUUUGGCACAGAACUGGGGAACAGUGAAUGAGAUGGAGAAUUGUUAUUCAUGGAAGCAUUGAAGGGUACAGCACAAUGUUGGUCUUUCUUUCUGCAUCUGACAACAAUACCAAAGAAGUUGUGGCCAGACACUUUCUUGCAGCCACAUCUGUUUACGGUAUUCCUUCCAGAAUACGAGUGGGCCUAAAUCAUGAUGGGGAAAACAAUGACAUAUUAUGCAACAUAAUGAAUGUUAUUCGAGGACCUGACAGGAGAUCGGCAAUACGUGGACGAAGUGUCCACAACCAAAGAAUCGAACGGUCAUGGGUGGAUUUGCGGAAUGGAGUCACAAAUGUUUAUUAUGAUUUAUUUCAUUUUCUCGAAGAUCAGCGUCUUCUUGAUAUUGAUAAAGAACAUGAGCUUUGGGCUUUGCACUAUAUAUACAUUCCAAGGGUAAACAGGGAUAUUAUUACUCUUUUUAGAAAUCAGUGGAACAACCAUGGUCUACGAACAGAGCAUCAGCUUUCUCUAAUACAACUCUUUGUGCAAAGAUCUCUACAGCUUUUUUCCACCAAUCUUACUGCUGUGCAGGAGCUGUUUGAAGUUCAAAAUAAUGAAGAAGUUAUGAAUUCUGGGUGGAAUGAAGAUGAAGAUGUAAAUGUACCAGCGGUUACAUGCCCUCUCAGUUCUGAUGCAUUAGAGAAUCUCAAAAGAGAAAUAGAUCCACUUGAUGACAGCAGGGGAGAAUUUGGAAUAGAACUGUUUAGAAGUGUGGUGGAAUUUAUAAUGACAAUUCUCGCAAAUAGCAUAUCAAUGUUUUAUUACCAAAUAAACCAAAAUUGCAUCCAUGAAAUGCAUGAUUUUUAACAAUAAAAAGGUAAUAUUUCAACCAUUUAGGCAUCAUCACCUUCCGUACUGACAUUGCAAUACAUUGUUGUUAACGUAGCAAAUUAGUGUCAGAUCAAUCCCCAAAAUGCGCUAAAAAAUCAACAAUGAAUGGUGCAUUCUGAUUGGGCAGUCAAUCUGAUACAGUGAAGCUCACUCUCUAAAUGUUUUUGGUCUAUGUUUAUAUACCAAGAAUAUUAAGACUUAAAUAUUAAGAUUUACUGUAAAAUUUUUGAAAAAUAAAACAGAAAAAUGUAACUUGCAUAAUACUUUUGUAUUUAUUUAAAUUCUUUCUUCAAACAGCCAAUUAACAUAGCAGAGUGUUGCUGUAUACACAGUACACUAUUUUCGGCAACUGAAUCAGAAACAUCGCCCUCAACAUCCGAGUUUUGGUUUACAUUGAUUGCUAAAGUAAAAAAAAUACUUAAUUCAUGAAAUCCUUAAUUUUUAAAACCAUCCAUUCUCAAAAAUGAAUAUUUGAAUCCGUGUGAAAUAUAUUUAAAUUCAAACACUUGUUUUUUAGAUAUUGUUUUUUAAAAAACAACCGAGUUGAAUACGUACAAAGUUAUGUAAAAACAAAUGACUUUGAUAUGACUAUUUUGUAUUAAAGUACCGUGUAACACUUCCUUACUUACUUUAACCAUUAAAUGAUAGUGAAAUUUAAAAAAUUUAAAAAAAAAUAAAAAUAAUUUUUUUUUUUUUUUUUUUUAAAUUUCCAGAAACAUUAAACACCUAAAUACUACAUAUCUUGAUUUGAAGAGUUCUAUGUUUACGUAAAACUUUUUAAAAAUGUUAUGUUAUGUUCAUGUUAUGCCUCAACUAUAUAUCUCUAUAGGCGAGUACUGUAGAAAAUAAAGUAUAAAAUAACCCUUUAACGGUACUAUUGCUCAACCAAACUUGUCAAACAGGCUGGUGAUUAUAGGCCUGGUUGGUAUGGUAAUAAUAAUCUGUCAUAUGAUGAUGAAAGGUGUGACAGACGAUCGGGCACAGACGUUUUUUUAUAUAUGUAUAUAUAUAUAUAUAUAUAUAUAUAUAUAUAU
Anneissia japonica is the source of this 1929-nucleotide messenger RNA. RefSeq lists its product as uncharacterized. The transcript is spliced from 2 exons. Bases 53 to 871 code for a protein of 272 amino acids. The record is from RefSeq and is a predicted model, not a curated record. Lineage: Eukaryota; Metazoa; Echinodermata; Crinoidea; Comatulida; Comatulidae.